Aureobasidium subglaciale EXF-2481 is the source of this 387-nucleotide messenger RNA. RefSeq lists its product as uncharacterized. The transcript has a single exon. Lineage: Eukaryota; Fungi; Ascomycota; Dothideomycetes; Dothideales; Saccotheciaceae. Bases 1 to 387 code for a protein of 128 amino acids. The record is from RefSeq and is a predicted model, not a curated record.
AUGAGAGCUAUCAGCCAGAGUCCUGCAGCUCAACAAGGCAGCGCAAAUAUCACUCGCUCCUUACCCGUGAUUCAGACGAAAGGUGUACCAGCAGGUACUGCGGCUUUUGAGAAAACUCGCCAGACCAUCAUCGACGAUUUCAACGCCAAAGUUCCUGAUCAUCUUCGCAUCGACGGCAAAUAUAUCACCCACCUUCCUCUGGAUGUGACUAAUAUACCUCGAUCCUGUGGUAUACUUAGUCAGGAGGAACUUGCCAUCACAGAAGACUAUGAUGCCGUUGGUCUUGCUGCUGCGGUUGCCGAGCGCAAAUACACAGCAGUAGCUGUAGCUACCGCGUUCUCGAAACGCGCUAUAAUUCGCCACCAAAUUACUCACUGCUUGACCUAA